Molecule: messenger RNA, 348 nt
Organism: Stegodyphus dumicola
Lineage: Eukaryota; Metazoa; Arthropoda; Arachnida; Araneae; Eresidae
Source: RefSeq, a predicted model, not a curated record
AUGGAGACAGUGCUUCAUGGUCUAUCUUACGAAUCCUGUCUGGUCUACCUAGAUGACAUCAUUAUAGUGGGCUGUACUUUCGACGAACAUCUAGAAAAUAUCAGAGAAGUUACCUAUCUCUGGCACGUCAUCUCUGCCGAAGGUGUCCGCACAGAUCCAGAAAAGGUGUCGGCAGUUAAGGACUGGGAACGUCCUGUGGAUAUUCAUCAACUACGGAGCUUCCUGGAACUCUGUACUUAUUACAGAAGAUUCGUGAAGGGGUUCUCCAGCAUCGCAAGGCCUCUGCAUAAAUUAACAGAAAGUAAACGAAAAUUCGUGUGGACCCUUGGAGUGCGAGAAGUCCUUUAA